Dimorphilus gyrociliatus is the source of this 1689-nucleotide messenger RNA. Lineage: Eukaryota; Metazoa; Annelida; Polychaeta; Dinophilidae. The record is from the annotation of a GenBank genome assembly.
AGAAAUUGCGCAUGCGUAGAUGACACAAUCUAUUUAUUGAAAGAUUUCGUACACAAAUUUUGUAAUCGCGUAAAACAGAAUUCCACGUGUCCAAGUUUGUAUUUGCACAAAGAUACGCUUAUAAAAUUAACAAAAUAUUUUUUUAUAAUCGGUAGAAUGUCGGAUAGUGAUGAAGAAGCUUUCGAAAGUGCUGAUGAAGAUUCAUCGAAGACAUCUAAACCCAUAAAGCAGGAUAUAGCGGACAAGUCUAAAGCAGUUGAAAAACCUGUAUCCGAACCAGAAAAAGAACUUCCAAAAGAACCUAAUGCAGAAGCCAAAGCUACAGCAGAGGAUGAUUUUACGCCUCAACCAGCUAUCGACAGAGGAAAAGACAUUGAUAAUCCUGAAAGCAAAGAAAAUGUUAAAAAACUAUUCGAUAAGAUAAAUGAACAAGAAAAAGAGACUGGUUGGCUAUCAUGGAAAAGUAAAUUACUUACCACAGCCUCAACAACCGUCAAUACAUUUACUGGUGCUGUUGGAGAUGGAUUCAAUACAGUUAUGCAAACAGCUGAAACAGCCCUUGGUGCAGAACCUGCAGAGGAAUUGGCUCAGAGAUUGGAAACAGGAGAUAAAAAUGAAGAUAAGCAAGAAGUAGCAAACGUUGAUGAUAAAGAGGCUGAUAAGAAAGAUAAUAAUGCCUGGGGUAGCUGGGGUUCGUGGGGUCUGUCUGGUAUAACAUCUGCUGUUGGUAAAGCUACUAAUGUUUUAGAGAAUACAUCCAAAACAGUGGUGAGUGGUAGUUUAAAUGUUCUCGAAACAAUUGGCAAGAAAACAUAUGAAACAAUUGCCGAAGGUGAACAUGGUUUAAAAUCGACUUUACAAAAAAACAAGAUAAGCUUAUCCCAGGUUCUACGUGAAGCCAAGCAAACUGCCGACGAUAAUAUCUCUCAUGAGGAAAAGUUUCGAGAAGACCAAGAGAUGAAUUAUAGUUUCCUUUUUGAUGAAUUUAAUGGCCUGGUAAAUUUGGAGGCUUUAGAAAUGCUCUCCCAUCAAAGUGAAUGUCAACUAGAGAAAUUGCAAGUUCUAUCCAAUUCGAAAUUUCGCGAUCAAUUCGAAUCUAUAACAUCAAAAUUCGAAUUAUCAGGCGAUGAAGAAGAGAAUGAAGAGAAGGCUGAUGAAGAACACGAUUUUGUGACACUAUUAAGGCAGAACGCUACAUUACUACAAUCUUUGAAUUUGAGCGUUGAUGAGGAAUUGUCCAAGUUGUCUGAUUUACAAGUUAGCCUCCGAAGUAGAAUUUCACAAGACGAAAUCUCAUUGUCUAAAGGUGAAAGUGUCGACAGUAAGGAUAUGUAUAAGCAAGCUCUCAGCAAUCUGGCCCAUUUAACAGCCCGCGUAAUCAUUCUCUAUCAUCGAGUGGCACAAAAAGUACUCGCAUCGAACAAAGUCGAAGAAUUCUCAGCCUAUAAUGACGGUGCAGAGAGCGUUUCCUUAAUCUCAAAAUUGAUGAAUACCGAAUUUGGUAUUCUAUCUAACCAGUACGCAAAAAAUUUGAACUCCUGCAAGGACGAGAAUGAUUCCCUAAAUACGUUCAUAACAAGCGUCUAUUUCGAGGCUUCCAAUAGUGGCCGAUAUGCUAGCGACGCUCUGAAACUCCUAGUACCUGUAUUCCAGUUAGCUAUUGCGAAGCAAACUAUUUCAGAUGAUUAG